AUGAAUCAAUAUCAAUAUCAACAACAACAACAACAACAAUUCAAUCAAGAACCAAGAAUGUUUGGAAGAAGAAGAAACUUUGGAAAAUCACAAUCCAACCAUCAGGAAAUCAAUGAUACUCAUGAUCAUUGUUCACACCCAAGAAGACAUCAUCAUCAAGGUCAUUGGAGAUCAUCUGUAGCCAAUCAAUUCAAUGAUCUACCAACUUCAUUCAACAUCGAUGAGCAUCAUUGUCAACAUCAUAGAUUCCAAGGAUGUAAUCAUUCAAACAUUGAAUCAUUCGGAUUCAAUUCAAUUGAAAGAGGAUCUCAUAGAUUCAGACGUUUCUGUGGAUUAGAAAACACCAACAACAACAAUUUUAAUGACUUUGUUGAUCCAAGACCAAGAAGAUCGAGACGUUCCUCCCAUGAUCGAGAAUCAACCAAUCCAACAUCAACAAAUGAUCAAGAAAAUCAAAGUUCUGAACAUGGUUGCCAAGGAAGAAGAAGAAGAUCAAGACAUCAACAAAAUGAUCUCCAGAAUAAUUCAUUAAAUGAAACAAAUACCGCCAAUAAUGAUGACACUUGUUUCAAAUGUGAAAGAAUCGAACAAAAGAUUCAAAAACACCAAUCAAGAUUCCAUUCAUCUGGUGAAUCAACCACCGAUUGUCAUAGAUGCAAGAGAAUUUCAAUGAGAAAAGAAAGACACUUGCAAAAAUCACAUCAAGCUCCUGCACAAACCAAUGAUCUCAAAUCAACAAACAUUGACAUCGAUUGUGACAAUCAAUCAUCUGAUAACAAGAAUCAAGUUUCUACCAAUGAAACAACAACAAACAUUGUUGGUGACAAUCAAGAUUCCAAAGAAAAUAUAAAGAAUGAUAACACAGACACUGAAUCCAACAAAACCAACAAGAAAUGUCACAAACACCAAAGAUUUGGUAUUAGGGGAAGACAAUUCCAACAUUCAAGAUGCCAAAAUAGAUUAAACUCUGGACUCAGAAGAGGAAACAAAUUCAUUGGUGAAGACAACAAUCAUCAUUCUAACAGUACCACCAAAGAGAAUAGAAAUGGAUUCUUGAUCAGAAAACUCAGAACUCAAAAUAUGAGAUUAAGAAGAAUUGUUUCAUUCAACAAUCAAAGAACAUUCAGAAAUCAUGGACAUGGACAUCAAUAUGAUCAAUAUCACCAAACACCGAUCAUUGGACGUAGAAUGAUGAACAGAUUCAUUCAAAGAAGACAAUUCAAUAAUUUCACAUUUGACCCAAGAUUCACUCAACCAAUGCAAUUCACACCGCUCAUGAGAAAUAGAAUCAUGAAUAAUCGUUUCACUCAAAGACCUGAUUUCAAUGGUUUCUCAUUUGCUCCAAGAUUUACUCGUCCAGCAAGAUCAUCAAUGAGUGGUCCAAUGCCCUCGAAUACUCAUGGUCACCACAACUUCAGAAGAUUCAAUAGAUUCAACGGUCAUCAACAACAAGACAAUGUUAAUCAUUAUAAUAAUAUGAUGAUGAAAACAUUCCAAAGACCAUAUUUUGGAAAUCCAUCAUAUUACCCAGCCUACUUUUGUUAA
This is a messenger RNA of Heterostelium album PN500, 1545 nucleotides long. RefSeq lists its product as uncharacterized. NCBI's taxonomy places the organism in Eukaryota, Evosea, Eumycetozoa, Acytosteliales, Acytosteliaceae. The transcript has a single exon. The coding region runs from base 1 to 1545 and encodes 514 amino acids. The record is from RefSeq and is a predicted model, not a curated record.